Messenger RNA from Physeter macrocephalus (sperm whale), 1747 nucleotides. It is a transcript of the gene ARL14EPL, whose product is annotated as ARF like GTPase 14 effector protein like. The coding region runs from base 761 to 1219 and encodes 152 amino acids. The record is from RefSeq and is a predicted model, not a curated record. Lineage: Eukaryota; Metazoa; Chordata; Mammalia; Artiodactyla; Physeteridae. The transcript has 4 exons.
CCAAUCUGUACAGCAAUUUAUUCUGGAGAAUGAAUGAAGAAGCAAAAUGAACUUUAAAAAGGAUUUCUACUUGAUUACUUUUCCUGUUUACUCCAGUGAAUGCUUUUUUUCCAUCCAAACUGUAGCAGGAUUAAUAUGUCCAAUCCCAAGCCUUAAGGGAGGUUUACAAGUGAAUGUAACUGUUUCCCUGGAUACAAAGAAUUAUGUAGCAUAGUCAGAAGCAUUUGAAACUACACGUAUAUUGCCUCCAGCUCAAUCUUCUCACCAAUUCAACAACAUUCAGCAAAUAUGUUCUUCACAGCACAACUCUUAUUUAAGAGUUAUUUGGGGCUUCCCUGGUGGCUCAGUGGUUGAGAAUCCGCCUGCCGAUGCAGGGGACACGGGUUCGUGCCCCGGUCCGGGAAGAUCCCACAUGCCGCGGGGAAGCUGGGCCCGUGAGCCAUGGCCGCUGAGCCUGCGCGUCCGGAGCCUGUGCUCCGCAAUGGGAGAGGCCACAACAGUGAGAGGCCCGCGUACCACAAAAGGAAAAAAAAAAAAAAAAGAGUUAUUUGGACUCUUCCUCUUCCCUUCCUUUUAUAAACAGGUCAGUCCUAAAGGUAAGGCAGAGCAAGGUAAGUGUCUACACCAGUGGGAGCUGAGGGGCAGCUGAGGAGGCCCAGGACCUGGAACGAGGUGUAAGAACUUGAGUGGGUGAAGAGGGAGUCCACACACCAGAGAGCAGCUUGGCACAGGAUGUCAGAGCCCAUGAAAGUGAUCAGAAAUGAGUGAACAAUCAGAAAAAAACAAUUCCACGCAAGAGAGACAUGCAGGUCAAAGUUCUCCUGAGAAAAACUGUCAAAUCGGACAGAAGCAACUGCAACAGAUAGAGCGACAGUUAAAAUGCUUGGCAUUUCAAAAUCCCGGACCACAGGUAGCAGACUUCAAUCCCGAAACAAGGCAGCAGAAAAAGAAAGCACGAAUGUCAAAGAUGAAUGAGUAUUUUUCUGUAAAGUACAAAGUUAUGAAGAAGUAUGACAAAAGCGGCAGGCUCAUCUGCAACGAUGCUGACCUGUGCGAUUGCCUGGAGAAGAACUGCCUGGGCUGCUUCUACCCCUGCCCCAAGUGUAACUCCAACAAGUGUGGCCCUGAAUGCCGCUGCAACCGCCGCUGGGUCUACGAUGCCAUCGUCACUGAGUCUGGGGAGGUCAUCAGCGCGCUGCCCUUCAACGUUCCCGACUAGGAGCUACCCUCGUGGGCUGAUCGGUUUCUUCUUUACAUUUAAGGCAACCUCUUUCUCUUGGGUGAAUUUUAGGGCUGGGGGAAAAUGUUUAAAAAAAUGUACUUAAGACUCAUGUUCUGCGAAGCCAUAGCACAGUAUGGAAUGGGCCAUCCUUCUCUAACCUUCCUGCUGUGACCUCUCAAAUCCCUCUCCUUGCAACCCAAGAGAGUGUCCAUAGAUGGAUAUCGGCACCGACACCUCCAUCGCUACUUUGCUCUCAGAUUUAAAAUCCCUUUCCUCUUUGCUGGUAUCUUAGGAAAUGGAGUCUGAAGAUCUUCAGAAUUCUGUAGCUGGGAGCUUGUCUUGACAUAGAACAUAGAAUCACACGUUUAUAAUAGCUAGUUACCCUUAGAAUCCUACACAUCACUAGUUCUAAAUCAGAAUUGUUAUUUGGCUUGAAAAAAACAAAACCUUGUGACUUGGCAUGCAUACCCACAGUCUCAUUUUUUAAUUGUUGAUAUUUUAAUAAUAUUAAAAUGAAAUGUAAUA